UCUGAGCCCGCUAGAUCCACCAGACGAGAAGGCAGCGUAUGACCGGCGAAAAAAGGGGUAUCUGAGCAAGGUCGAACACAAGAAAAAGCAAAGAUAGAACAAAAAAAGAAAAAGGCAACAAUCGAGGAAGCUGAAGGACGCCUAUGUGAGACGUCAGGCGCCGGCUGCUGGAGGUCAAGGUUUAGGUAACCGAAUCCCAAGAAUACACAUGCGGACGCGGAUCGUGAGAUCUGUCGUACAAAGGAGGCAGAGAUUCGAGUCCAAGGACUCGAACCCCGGCGUGCUGCAAACCAAUGGAUACGAUCGUCAGGCUGCGCUUAUGCACGACGACGUGGGAGGGGGCCACCGGUUUAGCCUAUGGGCUGACGCCCGAGGCCCAAACAGGCAGUGUGGUGCCGUGUGCACCGAAGACUUGGGAGAGAGACGCUUGUUCUGUACACAGGAAGUAUUUCGCCGUUGGUUUAAUCUUGUUUUCAAUCCUCCACGCCUCGCGUCGCGUAGGUUGGCUCGCUGCGAAGCUUAUCCUUCAAGCGUGGGCGCAUGGACGCCUCGUUUUUUCCUUCUUUUUUCGCCUUUCUGUUGCAGGGUGCGGGGAGAGCAAGGCGGCAGAGGAGUUGGGCGCAAGGCGGGCCAAAGGUCCCCUGAUCGACAAGAGCAAGGUAGGCCGAAGGAAGAAGUUGGAAUGGACGGAGCAAUGACCAGGGGAGGUGAGAUGGAAUGGUGGGGAGGAAGUGGCAAAGCGUGAGACAGGGUUGUCACGCAUCAGAUAUGAUAAGAUCACCUGGGCGGUCGGACCGGGUCGGGAACUACUACGCAGCAGGUGUACAGUAGUAUCGAUGACGACCUUCAUCCACCACCGCCUCUCCUUCAACUUCUUCACUGGGGCUGCGAUGCUGCGGAACAUCUCUCUGGCUAUAUAUCUGUUCAUUUCUCAUCCUGUUUGAUCCCGGAAUGCA
Molecule: messenger RNA, 956 nt
Organism: Aspergillus steynii IBT 23096
Lineage: Eukaryota; Fungi; Ascomycota; Eurotiomycetes; Eurotiales; Aspergillaceae
Exons: 1
Coding region: 209-745 (178 amino acids)
Source: RefSeq, a predicted model, not a curated record